Numida meleagris (helmeted guineafowl) is the source of this 4874-nucleotide messenger RNA. It is a transcript of the gene MATCAP2, whose product is annotated as KIAA0895 ortholog. NCBI's taxonomy places the organism in Eukaryota, Metazoa, Chordata, Aves, Galliformes, Numididae. The record is from RefSeq and is a predicted model, not a curated record. Bases 791 to 2341 code for a protein of 516 amino acids. The transcript has 7 exons.
UUUUAAUGUUCCUGCAAGCUGAGAGUUGGCGACAAGCCUGCGGGUUCCUUUUUCUAGCUGUGCUAGCAAAGAGGUUCUUUUAGGUGAAACUUGGGCACGUUGACAGAGCACGCAUCAUCUCUCUCCCUGAAAGAAUUCAAGCUAAAAAGGACACUGGGUGUGACAGCAAGGUACAGCUGUGUGUUGGUGACAGAAGAAAAUGGUGCCUCCAUAUCCUCAUAGCUGGUUUUAGUGCUUCAGCCUUGUCGUAGAUUGCUAGAGGAGUCCCUGUCCUCAUGUGUGAGGCAGGACUGAGUAAAAUAUAUGCCUUCAUGUCUCUAUUUCUUAAUUUUCUUUGAAGAAAGAAGCCAGAACUAUCAGAGGAACAGUCUGUGUAGCUGGCCCAGCCCCUCAGGCAGACAGCUGCGUAUGCAUAUGUCAAAAACCUCCAUGAAGCUCAGUCUGGGAGGGCAGAAAAAGGGGUUCCUGGGCAGGACAGAAAUAGGGCUUCUCAGCAUCAUCAUCGCACUGCGGACUUCCCAUCCCUGCUACGCGACGAUAUAAACAGGUCUCAUGCCUUGCAGGAUGACGUCAUGGGGCGAAGCUACAAGUACUCUGUGUUUGGGGCGUGACCUAUCGUACUACAGCUCCCAGCGUGCACCUCGGCCCUCCCGCGCGGGGCGCGCGGGGCUCUAGGGGCGCGCGGCACGCUGGGACUUGUAGUCGGCAGCCGAGGGCGGGCGCUCCGCCGGGGCGGCUGCUCCUUGCCGGUCCAGGAGCGGCCGGGCGGGCCUUGGGACGGCGGUGCGCCAUGCUGGAGUCCAUCCGUGUCACAGAAAAACUUCACUGGCCGAAGCAGGAACUUUCUAAGAAAUCAAUUCUGAGUCCAGAAGAGCAUAAGCUGAAUAUCAGCAAUGAAAAGAGCCUCCAGCAUCCAUCUCCUGGGGUCCUUAAGGACAUUUUCACAACAGGAACCAGUAGCUACAAUGUCCUUCUGCAGAGCAAGGAAGAGAAAAAGCACCAUGCUCUGAAGCAGUCACCCGCUCACCACAAGAAACACAGAAAAGCCACAAAGUGCUCUACCACCUUGCGAAGCAAUGAGCACCGCAAAAUCAAGGUCCCGCUGCCCUUGCUCAGCAGUGGAUGGUACUGCACAGACCAGCAGCCGUCUGUCCUCAUCACCAGCCCCGUGUCUAAUGGCGUGAAGCUUGCAAACAGCAUUUCAGCUGCAGGGAAUGGCAUAGGACUGCCACCUCGACCCAGAGGUAGAGCUAAGAGGCAUUGUAAUCAGACAAAGCCAAAGCAAUCCCAGUCAUCAAAAAGCCAUGGGAAGGAGGGAGAUGAUUCUGGCCGAAAACUCUGUUUGCUAACUGCAAUCAAGCCUUCCAAUGUGGAGAAAGAAAAAAUGAAGUUCUUUAAGUCAGAUUUCACGUACAAUCCUCAGUUUGAAUAUGCAAACCCUGCUUUGCCAAACGUGUUAGCUAAGCAUAGCCAAGCGUCUGACAGAUUUCUUAAGCAGUCCAUUAACAUUAUGGAGCGGACACUGCAGAAAUAUGGAAGCUAUGAAAAGUUUGAACAGGCCACCGGUGGCAGCUUGCUGACCAAAAGCCGCAUCUGGAAUCACGUUAGGAAAUACAUGGUGAAGGAAGGCUGUCUUGGUGAGAUUGUGGUCCAUCUCACGGAGGACCUGCUUUCUCGAGCUUCAAUGACAGUGGUGAAUGGCCGCCCCACUCUCACUAUCAAUAUCUCCACUGCGAGAGAGCACUGGCUGGAAGGGAUGCUGAGACAUGAAAUUGGAACUCAUUAUUUUCGGGGUUUUAACAACAAUAGCCAGCCUUGGUGCAACUGGAACGGACGUAGAAAACAUGGGUUGAAACCAAUCAAUCCUACAGAAGAAGGGCUGGCAAGCAUUCACAGCGUCCUCUUCCGCAAAGACCCUUUCCUUUGGAGAGCUGCCCUGCUCUACUACACUGUCUAUCAGGCCAGUCAGAUGUCCUUCAGCCAGCUGUUCCAUGACGUGGGGAAAUUUGUCCAGGACCCCAAUACCAGGUGGGAUUACUGCGUACGAGCCAAGAGAGGGUGGACUGACACAUCACAGCCAGGCUGCUUCAAUAAGGAUCAGGUGUAUUUAGACGGUAUCCUCCGAAUCCUGAGAUACAGGGAGUCCAUUGAUUUCCACCUUCUGACAGCGCUUGGAAAGAUCUCAUACGAGGACGUAGACCGCCUGAAAGGAUUGGCUGUGAUUGAGAACAUGAGGGUACCGCACUUUCUGCAAGACCAUGCCCGGUAUAUGGAGCACUUGGAAAAGAUUAUGGAGGUCAAUGAGCUGACUGAUGAGGAGCUCCAGGAUCUCAUAGACUAAGAAUGUCAGCCAGCCAUUCAGUCUGUGCAGCCGAGGGUGCAGAGCUGGACUUGUGAGAGCUUGCAAAAAUGGACUUAGGAGGGGCGGAGCAGGAGGGAAAGGUGGCCAGAGUACGUGGAAUUCAGAAAAAGUCCCUCUGUGUUCCUUUUGCAUUGUGGUGAUGUACUGAUGAUUUUUUAAAGGGUUUGUGCAUUUUUUAGUCCGGCUUAGGAAUCCCUUUGCAGUGAUCUGUCCAGCCAUCCGCUCUGUUUUGUGGGCUAGGCAUAGUGCUUGACACUUCCUCUUGUGAUAUACUGCCUUCUCCCAUCCAGAUUCAGAGGUGGGGGAAAGGAGAAAGAGGGGAAAUUCCCCUUUUGUCUACUCAUGUAUGCUUUGUCUUUGGUCAUCUUUCACAGCUUGUAAAGAUAGCACUGUUGUAGUUUAUGCUACCUCAUUGUCUGUGUAACUCUUUCCUAUUUGUCAUCAUUGCAACAAGUUUAAAAAAAUAAUCACAGUGCACAGAAGCGGGUCUUUGUGCAAAACCUCUCUAAUGUUAUAAAAAAGUUGGUUUUUUUUUACUAGGAGAUUCAGCAUUAAAAGAAAGAACAAAAAGACAGGUAUUGCUGUUUUGAUGGCUGCAAACAGGUAGCAAAAUUACCUUUUUUUAUUAUCCCCCCAGAUUGCAACUGUUCCACAUCUCUGUAUAGUACAUGUUUCUGGAAGUUGAGUCCUGGAAGGGUCUCCCUCCUUUGAGGGCAAGUGUAUCAUGGCUAGUCAGUUCUACAGGGCAGCAUUUUGGAAGAAAGCUUGGGCAGAACUGUGAUUUUUUGACUUUUUUUUUAAAUCAGUAAGUUCAGGAACGCAGGGACGUAAGCCAGCACAGCAGGCAGCACUCACUCCUUGUCUGGGUCACCUGAGCCUACAGAGCAUCAGGUCACUUUCUGAGCAGUACCAGGCCUCGGUGCUACAGUAAGGUUGCGCUCAUUGCAGAAAUCAGACAUGGAAGGGGAGAAAAGCAGACUCUCAAGUGCCAUGUUCCUGCGUUCCUACAGGACUGCUGCACCACUGGAAGCAAACUUACCUCUGUUUUAUCUGCAGGUGCUAUAUCCAGAAACAGGCAGAGCAAGCGAGUUACUGUAAGGCACUGCUAGCCACAUGAUAAAUAGCUUCGAUGACACAGGAGGGCUUACUGCCUAUGCUACAUUUUCUGAAUUCAGAGUGUUAUGGAUUGUUGAGGCCAGCUGAGUUUUGCACCUGUAAGUGCUUUGAGAACCGGUUUGGUUUCAGUAGGCAGCAUUUUAGCAGCGCUCCUCUGAGCUCCUGGGGAAGCAGCUGCGGUGCGGGAGGCUGUGCAGGAAGAAGGGAGCUCCCAGAGGGCUUCUCUGCCAGUUCUUCCCCUUGUGCUGUGACCCACAGGUAGCAGGGCCAGCACUGAGUAAGGCAAGUAAGUGGAGACACGGUUUCCUCCACACUGGCUCAGAGGUCGGAAGGUUUUUGAGUAAUCCUGUGAAACCAGCUGCCUUUUAGGCAGCGUUGCAGGUGCGCUUGUGGCAGCUGGCUGACUGCUUCAGAAAAUAAAAUGUGUUCAACAAGCAUAAAUGUACUAAAUCCAGUUGUUUUCAAGGCAGGGACCAAGAACUCCUCACAGUAGCCUUAAUUUUGUAUUGUUAGUCUUGUUUACUAUCUGGAAGCCUUUCAGGCUCCGUGUGCAGAAAUAAAACCCCUUUUUUUCCUCCUUUUCUUUUUGCAAGUUUGAUCCCUUGUAGCUUUGCCUGCCCAGCUUUGUUGAAGAACCAAACCCAGCAGACGUAGCGUUGCAGCAGCCCAGUGGGAACAAUCUGCAGUCCUGCACUCACGCUCUCCAGAUACCGGCUCCUUUGCUGGGAGCAGCAAGAAAGCCACGCGUGGUGGGGGUCGAGUCAAAGAUCACAUCCAGAAGGCAGCCUCAGAGCAAAUCACGUGAGCUGCAGAGAACUGGGCUCACUUGGCUGACCCAGGGGAACGUGAGGGCCAGUCCUUUCUGAAAGGGACAGCUUUGAAUGGAUAUUUUCUUAACUGCAGAGAAUUCCUUGCCUUCAUCCAUGUAAUUCUACACCAAGUGUCCCGGUAGUAGUAUGUUACAAAGUGAGGGUAUUACUGUCACAGGUCCUUGAAAGCGGGAGGCCGUGCCAGCCUCCCUGCGGUGCCGCAGCACGCCCUGCUCACAGCUUUUCCUCUGUCACUGCAGCCCUAGAUGCUUCCCAUCAGGACCUGUGUCCCGUCUCCUCCUGAGCAGUGGGCAUCAUUGGACUUCUGUUCUCUGUUCUCCUAGCAGUAGGUUUGCCUAGAGCAAGCUUAGAGUCUGGAAUUGGUCUGUAUAAAGAUGUUACCAUACCAGCAAAUGUGAAAUCUGUCUGCUUCUGUUUUCGGCAUCAUAUUUGUCCUUCCUCCUUUGUAAAAGCAUUCCAAAUUUGGAAGUGUAUCUUUUGUAACUUUUCCUGAUUUUUUUCUUCCUGGUUACUAAGUCAUGGUACAGAAGUUCUGUAAUAAAGCUUUUGGACAGCAGCACGUGUGA